Molecule: messenger RNA, 930 nt
Organism: Cercopithifilaria johnstoni
Lineage: Eukaryota; Metazoa; Nematoda; Chromadorea; Rhabditida; Onchocercidae
Source: the annotation of a GenBank genome assembly
AUGUCCAAGAUACCGGAAACAGCAUUUGACAGUAAUAAUGCAAGUAUGAUUGCAUUUACGGUACGAACCGAAACAAAUAGUGUUGUAGAGCAGGCGAAUAAAAUGAAGCAUCUUCUCGAAAACAAUACUGUUAGCGUAUUUGGAAUUGAUUCAGCAUUAACUAUACCAGUGACUCGACUGAAAACUCAUCAACCAAUGAUCACAUAUCAGCUUCGAUCAGUGCGAUUCACACCUGCCGAAAAUGAAGAAAUGCCCACUGAAUCAGCACCGUACUUCUCAGUCGACCCAGUAUCAGGCGAUAUUCGUAUUGAUCCAAUGCUUGGUGACUACACGGAAGGUGUGUUUACAUUUGAUAUUGCUGCUAUUCAGCAACGAACAACUACCGAUUCCAUACAAAUUGCACAUAUUGUUAAACAGGUACAUAAUGUGAAACUUCCAUCGCUGCUAAAAUUUAUUUUCGAUCAGAAUGCUCAUCUUCUAGGAUUGAAUCUUGAGGAUUUCAAACAACAUCUGUGCAAUGCAUUGAAAGCGGAAUCAACAAUGUCCGAUAUUUCUGUAAUUUUUGGCACACCUCAUGUUUAUGAAUCAGCGGGAAGAAACAGGUCAUCGGUAUGCUUUCACUCCUUGCGUAACGGAAUAAUUCUCGGACAGGAAAGUGCAAUUUCGACUCUUUCUGCAACGUUGAAUAGCGGAGGCACGCUAUCACGUCUUUACCAAAUAUUCAAAGUGGCUAAUAUAGAGCCAUGCAUUGAACCAACUCGUACAUUAUCAUCUGGCUUAAUGAUAUCACGCUCGGCAUUAUUUUGGGCUGGCUUCUCACUUGUUGGCAUCUUAAUAUUACUGUCAUUUUGUUUAUACGCUUGUUUUAUCAUCAGAUAUAAAAACUCUCUGAAUAUAAAGAAAGCAUCUCUUGGUAAUCUUUUCGUUUGA